UUGCGCUACUUCCUCUCUGCCUCUCAUUCAUGACACAGGCAGCGUCUUGGGCAGUGUGAUAGCCGGGUCCUCGACGAUGCUCUCUGAUCAACCAUCAUAGCGUAUGACGAUUGCAAGCGCAACGGAGCUAAUACUCUUGAGUUGAGCGCAAAGAAACCACCAUCCUCCAUCCCGGCCCGACCAUAAGCCGUAGUCGGUUCGGACACUGGCAAGAAAUCACAUUCUUUCUCCCUGCUUAUACUCAUCUUCGAUUGCGGUUCCGGACCGUCGGUGUUAAUUUGAGCAGCAGCUCUCCAUUCAGUCGUUACCUGGCGGUCGUACUGGUAGGACGCGUUGGAUCUUCAUCUUCUAGGCUGAAGCUGUAGUCUGGAGGAUACCACACUCGUCGGAGAAAACCUGCAAAGUUUGAUCACCUGUUUUUGCUGCUAUUAUUCAUCCGUUCCUAGUUGGAUUGAAAUCUUGCAUUGAUUAUCUCUUUGUUCCUCGCCACAUACGCAUGUGCGCCUCAGCAAGGGACUCUUGAAGCUGCAGAUAUAUCUGGCACUUUUUGGCUAGCGUGGCGUGUGGAGUGUGGAGAGUCGAUAAGUGGAACAACCGCCAGGCAACGCGAGCUAAUUAUAGUAACAGAUUUAUGACCCCGAGCAAUUAUCAUUUCCUUGCAUUUUACCACCAGUAAACCGAUAGAGAAUCUCUUUUUGUGCAGAACAUAUUUCUUACGGUGUAAAGAAGCCAGGAAUAAGGUGUGUUUGUGCGUUUCGUUCGAAGAUUCAAUCGGCAGCGAGAAGAAACUAGUGCCUUACGAUUUGACAAAAAUCCGAAACGUUUCCGGCUCGCCAGUAAAUUGUUCAGUGUUCCAAGACAUAGAAACUGGAGAAAUCAGUCGCUUAAAAGCAUUUCCAUUGUUGGUUUGCUAAUUGAAGUGUUAAACUUGCUGUUUUCGAGUUUUGACCGGCUAAAACAACUGCUUCGGUGUUUUCUCCACAGGAAAGGAAAUUAAAAAGUGGGUGUCAGUGCUGCUGAAUCAAAAGUUGCAGAAUCGCAAAAGCCUAAAACAAGAUGGAAUACCGCUGGACCUAUCUCGUGGCACAGAUAUUUACGUUACUGCUCUUCUAUAUAGACAUCACACGAGCAGCACAAUCCCUGUGGCCAAACUUACCGACAGAGAAAUGUUCCAGCGGUGCAAGUUUAAAGUACAUCUCCGGCAACGCUCUGACAGACAGUCCGAACUGCUUAGGACCUAACAAUGCGCCAUACCCAAGCAGUGUGGUAGCUCGGACAUUCUCCAACUGGAGUCCCAGCGGGUCGUCUCGACGGGGGCGAAUGAGCCAGCUGCCCACUUUGGACCCGAAAGUGAUGCAGCAAACUUUGAUGCAAACCUACAGCGAUGUCAACGAUGUGACCCAGCAGGAGGAUGUCCGAACGCGAUACAGUCGGUCCGUGGACAAUACUCAGCAGUGCCGUGAUACGCCUUCGCGGUUGUGCAAAACGCGCUACAACACCACCGCUCCAAUGUACGGAGUGAGUCUCACUUCCGGUCAGCCAGUCACGAUUGUGCAAAAAUUUCCUGAUCUCCUGCAGCAGGUUGUGUUCGAGGUGUGCGAAUCAUCCGAAUGCGACGUGGUCCGGGGUGAAUGCACCCAAACGUACGUACCGUAUCUAUUCCUGGUGAUUCCGUUGGGUCCGGUGACACUGACCGGUCAGGAUUACGUCCUCGUCGAGAGUGGUUGCGUGUGUAAACCAAAGUAUGCAACGGAAAAGCCCCGAGAAUCCGGAGGGAACUUUAUACCCUGAAUGAGCUGAUCCAUGUGACAAAGGGGGACGAUAAACCCCAGGCAGAUGGAUGAUUAGAAUUUUAGAGGCAAACGUUGUACGAGUGUGAGUUGAAGUGAUGUUUUUACGAUGUGAUUUCCUUGAAAUCAUUGCAGGUCAACAGACGGAAGCGGUUUAUCGAUAUGGAAACAUCCAUUAAUUUAGUCACAUUUCCUCCUAUUUGGCACGUCUUUUGCAUAAAUCAUUAUGUUUGCAGUUCUCUUGUCUCCAACACUAAUGUGUGACAGAAUCUAUGGAUGCUUCCUAUCGAAUAAAAACUAGACAAACGGUUCGAUCGUUUUUAUGAUCUUGAGCCGAUAGUUCAAAUACGAAAAAAAAAAUAAAUGUUCCAGCGAGAUAGAAAAUUGGACGAGUGAAACAAAUUAUUCACGAACAAUUUAGCUUUAAGAUUAUUUAACUUACUUGGUGAAACAAACCUGUUAUUAUGUAGGGACCGUUCAUGAGUCACGGAGUCUGAGAAGACCAAAAAUUGGUCUACGUGGUUUAUAAAUAGUCCCUUAGAAGGUUAACUUCCGUCCCAGAUAAAUUAUUUCAGCUUUAUGUAAAUAUGUUUCCUUCUUCGUUCUAUACUGACCUAAACAUACCUAUAAUAAGUAAAACGAUAAUAUUUGCAUUUCAUCUCAUCCUGAACGGUAGCGAGGCUGCGCGAUAAGAAUAUUGUUUUCAUCUGUGCGCAUUCCAUUGCAAACUUCUACCAAUUGUAUCCUACUGUUUUGCUAUCUAUUGUGCAUUUGUAUUUGCAAAUAUGGAACUCAAUAAAUUAUUUAUUUUUAAUUA
Messenger RNA from Aedes albopictus (Asian tiger mosquito), 2607 nucleotides. RefSeq lists its product as uncharacterized. The coding region runs from base 1057 to 1791 and encodes 244 amino acids. Lineage: Eukaryota; Metazoa; Arthropoda; Insecta; Diptera; Culicidae. The record is from RefSeq and is a predicted model, not a curated record. The transcript is spliced from 4 exons.